Molecule: messenger RNA, 2109 nt
Organism: Lolium rigidum
Lineage: Eukaryota; Viridiplantae; Streptophyta; Magnoliopsida; Poales; Poaceae
Exons: 13
Coding region: 41-1726 (561 amino acids)
Molecular function (GO): protein binding
Source: RefSeq, a predicted model, not a curated record
GUGCUCGACGGAUUCCCUCCGAGUCUGACACCACGCCGCCAUGGCGCUCGCCCUCCUCUCGCCGGCACUCCACCACCCACUCCGCCCGCUCAACCCUCCACCACUCGCAUGCACCACCGGCUUCUCCUUCUUCUUCCCUCCCACCCCCCGCUGGCCCUCCUCGCUGCGGGCCAGCUCCGCGGCCGCCGGUGAUGGCGCCGGCCCGUCAGAACCGGCGGGAGACAGGCCCCUCGACGCCGACCUCCUCAGGCGGCUCUCUGCGGCCGCGGACGCCGACCAGGCGCUGGACAUUGUCGCGGAGACGCUGGGUGGGGCGGGCUCCGGUCCGAAAUCCUCCCUGGACGCGUCCGACUGCAACGCGAUCGUCGCGGCGGCGCUCGACCGCGGCAACGUCGACCUCGCGCUCUCGGUCUUCGAGGCCAUGCGGUCCGGCUUGGCGCGAGUGGGGCGCUGGAGCUGGGCGAGGCCGGACGUGCGGACCUACGCGCUGCUGGUCCAGCGGCUGGCGGCGGCUCUGCGUGUCUCUGAUGCUAUCAGGAUUGUCGGCUACGUCUCCCGUGCUGGUGCAUCUUCCGCAGAGGAGGUCCGGUUUGGGGUAACUGUUUGCUGUCCAACCUGUAUGGUGGCAAUUGCUGUUGCUCAGCCUCAGCAUGGAACACAGGUGGUUUCAUGUUCGAAGUGCCGGUACCAAUAUGAACUACUUUCUGGAGACAUUACAAACAUCGAAUCUGAAGAAGUGAGCAUGGACACUUCAGCUUUCAAGAAGGCGUUGCAGGUUAUAAAUUUGAUGAAAGAUGAUCUUCCAGCUGCUGUUCACUCUAUUGUGAUCCGCACACCCUCAGGUACAGCCCGCACACAUAGAUUUGCUACCAAGACUGUGGAACUUCCUGCUCAAGGAGGAGAAAGAGUGACCAUUUCCUUGGCUGCCCCAGCUAAUGUUUAUCGUGAAAUGGGUCCCCUCAAGAUCGCGGCACGCUCAAAAGGGUUUAGUCCAGGAGAACCCAUGUGCCUCACUAACCAUGUCAGUGGACAGGUCUCAAAGCUGCUAAGGGCGCCAUCAAAGAAUGUGGGAUCAUUUGUUCUUACUCCGUAUCUAUUUGUCGGUGCUCUUGCUUUGCUUGCUUCUGGAGAUGCUGUUUCUGCAUUCAUUGAUCCAAGUCUCCCUAGACUAAUUACAGCAACUGCCAUUGCAUCAGCUGCUGUAGGAACAACUCUAAAUCAAGUGAUCCUGCCAGAGACUCGAAAGCUUCCCCAAAAGGCAGUAGACAUAGUCGCUGUACGGCAGAAACUCUUGUCUCAGUAUGACAUGCUUCAGAGUCGUCUUACGGAUCUGAAACAGCUUACUGAAAAAGAGGUGUGGAUGCUUGCAAGAAUGUGUCAGUUGGAGAACAAGAUAUUAGCAGUAGGCGAACCAUCAUAUCGUGCUCGACGUGGUAGACUGAAGAAUGUACGAAAAAGCUUGGAAAGUACGCUGUUGGCAAAGAUUGAGCUGAUGGAAAGUUAUGCGAAAUUAUGUUCUAUGAUUGAAAUUGAAGUUGAGAUGGACUCUGAUGUUCUCGUUGCUGAAGCAGCUACUGGUGCAGAAAGGAUAUCAGAACAAAUUCAACAGUUAAUGGAGAUUGAUAGUCUUGAAGAGCAAUGGCGUAUACAAGCUGAGGCUAAUGAUGAAGCAGAAAGGCUUCUUAGCUCAGAUUCUUCGGAAGCAUUGUCUGCUGAGCAUGUAUAAUGAGAUUUUGCACAUUCCCGCGUACAGACACUCGACAGUACAGAUGAGGACAGGCUUAUAGAUGGAAAUAAAUGAAGUAUGCUUACAAGGAGACAAACAAUGCCAAAUCCCUGGAGAGCCAUGGGGCGUUCAAGGCAGUUCAAGGACUGGUGCUGAGUUUCCUAGUUGAUUUGCAGCAAAAAAUAUGAUGCUGGCAUGCAAAUGGCUCAAUGUAACCUCUUAACACCAUCGUGUUGAAUUGUGGGACUGUAAUUGUACAUAAGUGUGUAAACUGAAUCGCAUCUCUUUUUAUGCUGUGUGAAUGUUUGCAGAUCCUGUAAAUUGAUGUUUGUAAAGCAUGUCUGAAAUAAAUGGGUCCGAAAAACAACAAUUGAACUCCGUAA